Molecule: messenger RNA, 6515 nt
Organism: Myxocyprinus asiaticus (Chinese sucker)
Lineage: Eukaryota; Metazoa; Chordata; Actinopteri; Cypriniformes; Catostomidae
Product: aminopeptidase RNPEPL1-like
Exons: 11
Coding region: 3067-5148 (693 amino acids)
Biological process (GO): proteolysis
Molecular function (GO): zinc ion binding; metalloaminopeptidase activity
Source: RefSeq, a predicted model, not a curated record
AACACUGGUAAUUGUGUAAUGGUAUACUGCCAUUUGUUAAAAUAUCUCCCAUAUCUUUGUUGGAUCUGCAUUACUGAAUAUUGAAAACAGGGUUUUCAACCUUUACAGACACAGUAACACUUUAUAACAACUUUAAUUAAAACAUUAAUUCUAAUACACUGAAUGUAUCAUUAUUUCAUGUUCAUUAAAAUAGUUAGAAAUUUAAUAGUUAUAUUUUUAAUUCUGUAUGUUUUAAUAUCUUUUUAAAAGACCCCUGAUUGAAAACCCUGGUUCUAAAAUGUUACAUAUUUUUGUUGAUCGGAAAUUACAUGGAUGAUGAAAUUGGCAAAUUGGUAACAUUUCUCAAUAAAGUUCCUUUAGUUAACAUUGGUUAACAACAUAAGUUAACGAACUAACAAUAAACAAUACUUUUACAGCAUAUAUUAAUCUUAGUUAAUGUUAAUUUCAACAUAUAGUAAUACAUAUUUAAAAUUUUGAGUUGUAUUAGUUAACAUUAGUUAAUCCACUAUGAUCUAACAUAAACUAACAAUGAACAAUUGUAUUGCUAUAGUGUGGGCAAUAGGUUCUCUUUUUGUCUGACCGGAAAGGUCCCCUUGGUCCUUCCACCAUCCAACGUGGGGGCACAAGGAAAAUCUAGGGGGGCCCCCACUGGAAAAGGCCAUGUUUAAUGGGAUAGUUAAUUGAAACAGUUAUAUUUGGUCAUUCUCUGUUUACCCUCAUGUCACUGAAAUCAUGUCCAGGCUGCAGCAAUAUAAGGACUACUUUUAUGGUAACUACUAGUAUGAAACUUUUUCAGUGUUAAAAUACUUUUCUUCUAUCCCAGCUUAAUAUGCAUAAAAAACUAAGUCAUGCAUAGGUUAAUUUUCUCGAAAUCUGUAAACACUGACCACGUUUACAUGCACUUGAGAAAUUGGUUUAUUCCAGGGUUUUUGCAGAAAGCAGCAUUCUGAAAUGUCGUGUAAAUGAGAACACCGAUUCCCUUUAACCGUUUAAGGGAUUAAAAGAAAGAGGUUUAACACACCUAGAUUUCUCCCGGAGAAUGGCAUUUUAACAGGUUUUUCAGGAGAGCACGUGCGUGGAACAGACCGGAGAACAAACGUUAUAAGAUGGAGCCCAACAAGUCAACAAAGCGGAAAGAUUUCUGAGAGUACAGUGGGAAAAGCACAUACACUAUAAACUAUACCCAUUUAUACACACCAAUGUAAAAUAUCGAUGGUCCCUCACGUUGGGUAUAUGUGCUGAUACGUUGAGGAAAUCCCUGAGUUUUAUGUAAGAGGGAAACCCCAUUAUUUCAGAGUAGUUCCACUGCAUAUCACAAAGUAUGGAAAGUUAAGGAAACAAACACAGCAACAACUCUGGAAUAUCUGGAAAUAAUGCGAAGCAAUGCAGAAUAAAAGAGUGAAGUCUUCCUCGGAUACCAUGUUUGUUAUUUACACAAGCGUCGUGGGGAGAUUAUGUUGCUGUGGAGAAAGCUGCUUACUGACGGAGCCGCAUGUAUACAGGAGUAAAGAGAAAGCCGCUUAUACAGUGCAUGUAAACAGGAACGCUGCUUUCUCACAAUAAGGCGCUUUCUGGUGUCCAUGUAAACAUAGUCACUGUAUCUCUGUGGUGCUAUAAAAAUUCCUGUUUGUUUUCAGUGACCCACUCAGAGCCGCCGCAACAACAUUACUCAACUUAUGGUGUGAGAUUUCUUUGUUUGAUCUACAGCAGAUGAAUGGCAUAUUCAGAAAGCAGUUUUGAAAACAGUUUAUUUUUGCAAUUCCGUUCGGUGGCACUAGUGUUGCUAAAUGGAACUGCAAAAAUAAACAUUAUUUUCAAAUAUCUUUAAGAAUAUCCCCUUUCCUCUGCCAUUGGUCGGAUAAACAGGUUGUCCCGCCCCAAACUCAUGCCAUUGGUUGAGUAAGUGUAGCUGUUUCAGGCUGGCUGGGCUGCUCAAACAAACAAUUCUGAAUGUGCCCACAGAGCCGCAGUGUUUACACUUUUCCGGGAAAGUCAGCUUACAAAUGGUUUACUGAUAGUUCUCUCUGCAUAUUAAGCUGAGAUAAGAUAAAGUAUUUUAACACUUAAAAUGUUACGCACAUCAUCUUUUAAUUAUCCUUUUUGGAGCUUGGCAGCCACUUUGUAUUACACUUGCACUUAGCAGGCAUUUUGCUAGAUAACUCCUUUGUUUUACAUGGACCAAAAAUGUGUUUCAAGCGACAUGAGAGAGAGAGAGAGUAGAUGAUAAAGGUGUAUUAAGUUUUGGGCGAACUACUCUUUAAGUGUCUUGCUCAAUGGCGCAAUGGUAAUAGUUCAUAAACCACCCAUGGGGUCUGAAACUAUCUUUGGGUUACCAGUCUGGGUAAGCUACAUUACCCCCAAUGUACAAUAUGGGUGGGACGUUAAUUAGUGUAUUAUCAACACAUAAUGUGGGCUUGACAUGACUGUAAAUCUAUUACAUUUUGAAUACAUAACAACUGUUGUGCUGUCUUGUCUUGUUUUCGUGCCAUUAGGUGGACAGAGUUUUUGAGGUUCUGCACGAGCUCCGCAGCGCCCCCCUGCAGCUUGAAAACUUUAUCGUCUUGAAAUGAUUUCCUCCCGUUUUUACUUCCUGUUUUCUAAGGGAGUCACUUAACUCAGACCAUUCCUGCCCACCAGGGCUUCGCUAUGCCAAUCCUUUUCGCCCAGUAGUUUUUUACCGAGCUCUCGUGGGCUUUCAAGACGCACCGUGAGCCGUAUCGACAACGGGACAUCAACACAAACAUUCCGUUUUAGAUGGAGGUCGGAGGACUCAACUCAGUCGUGUCUACGGCUGUGAUGGAUUUUACGUAGAGUUUUGCUCUUGUAGUUGUUUUUAUGCCUGUUUUUACUGCCUUCCUGGUCGUUUUAGUAUCAUUUCUCGCAUUGGUUUCCUCCUUUGCUCGUUGUCCUGUCUCGACCGCUCCUUUAACUAAAGCAACAAUGUAACAAACUCUGUCGCUCGUUUGUUUCUUUUCCGCCGAGCUCGACUCCAUAGAUCUCCGUGCGCUUUUGCCGCUUUAAAGUUUAAUCGUCACGUUAACGUGUAUUUAUUCGCCAAACUUAACAAUGACCGAGCUGCAGCGGCCGACGCUGUGCUGCUGUCGGAAAGCGCUGACCGUGCCUGGUAAGUCCUGCGAGGGCGGCCGGAGUCUGGCUCACUGUCGCCUGGUGGACGUCGCGUCGGCGUCCAACUUCCACAGCUUUAAACUCCGACAUUUUCAUCUGGACCUCCACCUGAACUUCGCCGUCAAGAGGAUAACGGGGUGGCAGGUUCUGGAGCUCACACCCGUCCAGCCCGGUGUUCAGUCUCUCAUUUUGGACACGCAUCCUUCGUUAUUAAUCCAUUCCGUGGACUGUAAGGUGCCCGGUGCCUCCGGUGCCCCUGAUGUGUUUCUCUCGCUCACCUACCGAGUGGAGCCGUUCACCGAUUACGGCUCCUCACUGAACAUCAGCCUCCCGGCCGCCGUGAUCCGGCCACACCGGGCUUUCCGUGUCACCAUACGCUACACCACCACAGACGGCCCUGCGAUCUGGUGGCUGGAUGCAGAGUUGACAUGUGGACAAACUCGUCCAUUGGUCUUCACUCAGGGUCACUCUGUCUGCAAUCGGUCGUUCUUUCCCUGCUUUGACACGCCAGCCGUCAAAAGCACCUAUUCUGCCACUGUCAGGGUACCAGAGGGUGUCACAGUGUUGAUGAGUGCCUCAAGAAGUGCAUACUCUAAACAGGACAGGGUUUUCCAGUUCUCCAUGGAGUACCCUGUCCCAGCCUACCUAGUUGCCCUGGUUGCAGGAGACCUUCAGCAUGCAGACAUUGGGCCAAGGAGUCGUGUGUGGGCCGAGCCUUGCAUUCUGACUUGUGCAGUCAGUAAGCUUGGUGGCAGUGUGGAGCGCUGGCUCAAUGUUGCAGAGGGGCUCUUUGGGCCUUAUGUUUGGGGAAGGUAUGACAUAGUGUUCCUUCCUCCUUCCUUCCCCAUCGUUGCCAUGGAAAACCCUUGUCUUACCUUCAUCAUUUCCUCCAUACUGGAAAGUCAGGAAUUUUUGCUGAUUGAUGUCAUCCAUGAAAUUGCUCACGGCUGGUUUGGCAAUGCUGUCACCAAUGCAACCUGGGAAGAGAUGUGGCUCAGUGAGGGUCUGGCCACUUAUGCUCAGAGACGCAUUACAACAGAGGCCUAUGGAGAAGCCUUCACCUGUCUUGAGACAGUGUUCCGUUUAGAUGCUCUUCACAGACAGAUGCGUCUUCUUGGAGAUAACAACCCUGUUAGUAAGCUGCAGGCAAAAUUUGAGCCAGGUAUAAACCCCAGUAGUCUAAUGAAUCUUUUCACCUAUGAGAAAGGCUUCUGCUUUGUUUCUUACCUCUCACAGCUGUGUGGUGACAUCAAGAGAUUUGACAGUUUUCUUAGGGCCUACAUUGAGAAGUUCAGGUUCAGCAGCGUAGUCGCUCAGGAUCUAUUGGACUUCUUCCUCGGCUUCUUCCCUGAGCUGAAGGAGAGCUGCGUUGCUCAACGAGAGGGACUGGAAUUUGAACGAUGGCUAAAUGGCUGUGGUCUUCCAUUAUGUGAACCAGAUCUCUCGGCGGGUAGGGCUCUAACAGGCCCUGUCCAGCACUUGUGUGACCUCUGGGGCACCGAUGCCCCUGACCCCCAGGUGAUUGCAACAUUUGACCUCUCCACCUGGAGCACCUUCCAGACCGUCCUCUUCCUGGACCGACUUCUAGACCGCUCACCUUUGCCACAAGAGGUGAUGAGUCUUCUCUCAAGCUGCUACUCUGCAUUGUUGGAUGACAUGAACGCUGAAGUCCAGAUUCGAUGGCUGCAGAUCGUGGUGCGGAACAGCUUUUAUCCCAAUCUGCCUCGAGUUCGCAGCUUCUUACAUAAGCACACCUCACGGAUGUACACAGUGCCCUUAUACGAGGAUCUGUGUGGAGGAGUGAUGAAGUGUUUUGCUGUGGAAGUAUUUUAUCAAACUCAGGCCCGUUUGCACCCUAAUUUACGCAGGACUCUACAGCAAAUACUGUUCCAAAGUAGUGCCCUCAACACCAGCACAGCCCCUUCUUUACACACAUCUCCACCUUCCGCCCCCUCCCCACCCACGGACACACCACCCACCAAUGGGACCAUCGCACUGCGAGAUGUCAAUGUGUCUGCUUGAAUUCAAAACAGUAGAGAAGCCGAAGGAUUGAGGUGAAACAGAAGGGCAGGAACAGGACAGGACUUGAAUUCCCUGGCUGAGACUGGACCAUAGCGAUGCAUCAUGAGAUGUCUAUUUAAAAAUCCAGACACUGAUUUUUAUAAGCUAAACAAAAAGCUGCUCAGGGUCGUGGUACAAAGUGGAAGACUAAUGUCAUGUAUCUUGUAUAUGAUGGUUAUGUCACGAUCCAAAUGUUUGUGUCUGCAUACACAUAUGGAUAGGGGUAUGUUGGUAUCAAGGCUACUGGUUGCAAUCUGUUAGCCAUUACCUUUUUCUGUGUGUGCGUGAAUGUGUGUCUUUGUUAAUUUGUGUGGGUAUUCUGCACAUGUUCCUCUGGCCUAUGCACAUCAUCUAAUUUGUUGUGUUUGCAUCCAUGAUCCAUCUGUUUGUUCUCCAAAAUGACUGAGGAACCAAGCAGAGUUGACGAGAUUUCCUAGAAUCUUUUUUGCAUUCAUUAAAGCAGAAGUGUUCUGUGAAGGACAAACUCUUGCGAGUCCCCUUCCCGUACAGUUUUCGAGAACUGUCAUGAAUGCACAUAUCUACUCGCUAGCCAAAAACGGCCCGAUGAAGACCCUACUCCACACAUAGUCAGCCUUUCUUGGAUAAAUGGACUGUUUCCUUUUUGUUUGAUUACCGCUUACUGGAAUCUGUGUUUCUCACCUCUCUCUUUCCAGGUGCUAACCACUCAGCAUUGAGUCUCAGGUAUAUCAAGACAGAAAAGGUGGAGACAUGUUAGUGCCUUUCAAAGCUUUCAACACCGUGGGUGUUUUCAACACUGCUGUCUAAAUGAACAGCCUGUAUUUGUUAUUUGAGCCAUACUUGGGUGACAUUGGUGACCAUUGUCCUAGAAAACAUACAACGUGUUAGAUGCUAUUUUCAGGACAUGAGAUGCUGUGGUGAGAUGAUUAUUGUUCAUGAAAACAAUGUGUUUCUCCCACUCCUUUCCUAUUUUUGUUAAUAGGGGAAUUUUACCUUUAAUUAGUAAUUGAUGAUAAAGCAAAAGAAUUUGAUUUUGUAAAAAUGCAGUGAGUGAUGUUGAGGUUUAUGUUGGGGUUUCAGCUGGAUGGGUCCAUGCUGAUCAUCAGUGGCCUUAAUGACUAGCACAAAGGAUAACUAGUCAAAUUUUACAGGUAAUAAAUGAAAUCUGUGUGCAGAUUGUGUGUUAUGACUAAGGUUCCCACCUUUGAUUUUAUCUUCUUGCAUCAGAGGUCAUAUGACAGACACUCUUCAGCAAGUAAAUUAAUUUUGUUAAAUUAUAGAAUCAUGCCUGUUGUGACUUGAAGGUUUAAACACUGCGUGGCCAACAAUUAAAAUUUUUUCCACCCUGA